CCACAUCUCGCGAGGGUUUGGCGGCACUGUUAUGGCGGCUUCCUUGUAGUUAUAGUGGAAAAUAAAGCCGCAUUGUUGAAAGGUAACCUAGAGCAGAGCUGUGAUGAGUGCUGUCCUCUUCAGAAACUUCCACACAAAAUACCACCAGGAUCCUGGAAGAAGGCGUACCAAAAACUUCAAAAAGCACUAUCCUAGUAGCACAUUUCAAAGAUCUAUUUGAUGCUGAUGUGGGAGAAUUUGAGAGAACACAAUGGCUACAGAGUGCACCAUAGAUAUUGGGACUGAGGCAGAGACUGGUACUUCACAGACCCCGUUAACAUCAGAUGAAAACCUGGAUAAGCUUACACCAAGUGAGAAUGAUGAGCCGGCUGCAAAACUUCAACGCGUUGAGAUAUGUGGAUCGGUUAUUGCACUACAGGAUGAGAACAUAGCUGAUGUCCCUUCAGCUUUGACCAGUACCAGUACAGGAACAUCUGAUGACUAUCCGGAGGACAUAAAGCUAACAUUGUCUCCAAAAUGUAGCCCUUCAGCUGUUGAUGAAGGUGUGCCAGCCCAGUUCAAUGGUGACAACUUGCCGAAGGUCUGUGAAAAACCGGAAGAUUCUGAACCGAAUGGGCAGCCUGAUACUGCGAUAGGAAUGCUACCAGAGGAAGUGAGCAGUAGUCAAGGAGAAAGCCAUUUCCAUAUGGUUGAAUUUGACUUCACCACUGAGCCCCAACUAUUAACAGGAUCCUGGGCAGAGUAUUCUGGUACUACAGAAAAUUUUUUAAAAGGCUGCAAAUGGGCACCAGAUGGCUCCUGCAUUUUAACAAACAGUGCCGACAAUGUCUUGCGCCUCUAUAAUCUACUUCCUGAAAUGUACAGCCAGGAUUGGGAGGGUCGUCCAGAAAUGAAUGCAGUGUUGCGGAUGACUGAAGGGGAUACAAUUUAUGACUAUUGCUGGUAUCCACUCAUGACUUCCUUGGAUCCAGGAACAUGCUUCAUUGCAAGCAGCAGUCGAGACAAUCCUAUCCAUCUAUGGGAUGCUUUCUAUGGUGACGUCAGAGCAACAUUUCGUCCAUAUAACCAUUUGGAUGAAUUGACUGCUGCACAUUCGCUCUGUUUCUCUCCUGAUGGAACCCAGCUUUUCUGUGGCUUUGACAAGAUGGUACGCAUCUUCGAAACUUCCCGCCCUGGGCGAGAGUGUGAAAAAAGGCCAACCAUAGUGAAGAAGCAGGGGCAAAAUGGAAUCAUCUCUUGCAUCGCAUUCAGCCAUGCACAGGACAUCUAUGCCUGUGGCUCCUACUCAAAGACAGUGGGACUGUACUCUCGAGAAGAAGGCAUUCCAAUUGCGGUUUUGCAGGGUCACCAAGGUGGCGUCACACAUGUGAUCUUCGCUCCUGAUGGUAACCUUCUAUAUACUGGGGGAAGAAAGGAUCCUGAAAUUCUGUGCUGGGACCUGCGAGAACCUGGGAAGGUACUUUUUUCAAUGCAGAGGACAGUCACUACCAACCAGAGAAUGUACUUUGACCUUGAUGUGACAGGGCGUUAUUUACUCACUGGUAAUACCAAAGGUGCCAUUUAUGUUUGGGAUACUUUACUUCAGCAGCCUGGAGACAAGGAAUCGGUCUUACAGCCAGCACUUCAGUUUGAUGCACAGAAAGACUGCAUUAAUGGAAUCAGUUUGCACCCUCAUAUGCCCUUGCUGGCCUCAGCAUCAGGUCAACGUAAAUUUCCAGAACCUACUGAAAGUGGAGACGAGUCAGACACAGAUGGAGUCCUCCUGACACAUCGCCACAUCAGAGGAGAAAAUUCCCUCAUGCUUUGGUGGGCUGGACCAAAGCAGCCAGAGCAUAUCGACUGCCAUGUGGAUCUCCCUACAGAGAAAAUUCCUGAUGUACCUUUUGAAGAAGAAGAUGAUUGCUGUUAUGAAAAAGGAUUGUGA
Polypterus senegalus (gray bichir) is the source of this 1924-nucleotide messenger RNA. It is a transcript of the gene wrap53, whose product is annotated as WD repeat containing, antisense to TP53. Gene Ontology annotation, biological process: Cajal body organization. Bases 251 to 1924 code for a protein of 557 amino acids. Lineage: Eukaryota; Metazoa; Chordata; Cladistia; Polypteriformes; Polypteridae. The record is from RefSeq and is a predicted model, not a curated record. The transcript has 12 exons. Gene Ontology annotation, molecular function: RNA binding; protein binding. Gene Ontology annotation, cellular component: Cajal body.